AUGGUGGAGCAGGCCGGAGGAUCAGGCAGACUUCAGUUGGGGAUUGAGGGACCUGGGUGUGGGAGAAGACCUACUGUUCCUCCACAAAUCUCAUCCAAAGACCUGCUGUUCCUCCACAAACUCCAUCCAGAGAAGAACUGUCGUUCCUCCACACACCUUAUCAAGAGAAGAUCUGCUGUUCCUCCACAAACUCCAUCCAGAGAAGACCUACUGUUCCUCCACAAACUCCAUCCAGAGAAGAACUGCUGUUCCUCCACAAACCUCAUCCAGAGAAGACCUGAUGUUCCUCCACAAACUCCACCCAGAGAAGACCUGCUGUUCCUCCACAAACUCCACCCAGAGAAGACCUGCUGUUCCUCCACAAACUCCAUCCAAAGAAGACCUGCUGUUCCUCCACAAACUCCACCCAGAGAAGACCUGCUGUUCCUCCACAAACUCCAUUCAAAGAAGACCUGCUGUUCCUCCACAAACUCCAUCCAAAAAAGACCUGCUGUUCCUCCACAAACGUCAUCCAGAGAAGACCUGCUGUUCCUCCACAAACUCCAUCCAAAAAAGACCUGCUGUUCCUCCACAAACGUCAUCCAGAGAAGACCUGCUGUUCCUCCACAAACUCCAUCCAGAGAAGACCUGCUGUUCCUCCACAAACUCCACCCAGAGAAGACCUGCUGUUCCUCCAAAAACUCCACCCAGAAAAGACCUGUUGUUCCUCCACAAACUCCACCCAGAGAAGACCUGCUGUUCCUCCAAAAACUCCACCCAGAGAAGACCUGUUGUUCCUCCACAAACUCCACCCAGAGAAGACCUGCUGUUCCUCCACAAACUCCACCCAGAGAAGACCUGCUGUUCCUCCACAAACUCCAUCCAGAGAAGACCUGCUGUUCCUCCACAAACUCCAUCCAAAAAAGACCUGCUGUUCCUCCACAAACGUCAUCCAGAGAAGACCUGCUGUUCCUCCACAAACUCCAUCCAGAGAAGACCUGCUGUUCCUCCACAAACUCCACCCAGAGAAGACCUGCUGUUCCUCCAAAAACUCCACCCAGAAAAGACCUGUUGUUCCUCCACAAACUCCACCCAGAGAAGACCUGCUGUUCCUCCAAAAACUCCACCCAGAAAAGACCUGUUGUUCCUCCACAAACUCCACCCAGAGAAGACCUGAUGUUCCUCCACAAACUCCACCCAGAGAAGACCUGCUGUUCCUCCACAAACUCCAUCCAGAGAAGACCUGCUGUUCCUCCACAAACUCCACCCAGAGAAGACCUGCUGUUCCUCCACAAACUCCAUCCAGAGAAGACCUGCUGUUCCUCCACAAACUCCAUCCAAAAAAGACCUGCUGUUCCUCCACAAACGUCAUCCAGAGAAGACCUGCUGUUCCUCCACAAACUCCAUCCAGAGAAGACCUGCUGUUCCUCCACAAACGUCAUCCAGAGAAGACCUGCUGUUCCUCCACAAACUCCAUCCAGAGAAGACCUGCUGUUCCUCCACAAACUCCACCCAGAGAAGACCUGCUGUUCCUCCAAAAACUCCACCCAGAAAAGACCUGUUGUUCCUCCACAAACUCCACCAGAGAAGACCUGCUGUUCCUCCACAAACUCCAUCCAGAGAAGACUUCCGUCUCCCCAGCCACUUGGCUGUUCUGUGGGAAUUGUCCUGACUUUCCCGCCGAGCGAGAUGUCCAGGCGGCCCCCCGCCGCCCGCGUGAAAAAAAAAAGAGCGCGCCGACGGCCGCCUGAGGCUCUGCGUGAGAGGGAAAGUGUCUCUCGCCCCCCCGCCGGCUUGCCCACAAUGGCGGGUCAGCGGGACGGUCCAAGCCGCCCACCCCUUCCUCCCGAAGAGGCGCGUCCUCCCGCUCGCGGCCGCUAUAAAGAGGCGGGGGAGAGAGCGCCGUCACGGAGGAUGCACGCCAGCGGCCGCCGGGCAGGGAGGCGCUAA
Molecule: messenger RNA, 1929 nt
Organism: Nerophis ophidion (straightnose pipefish)
Lineage: Eukaryota; Metazoa; Chordata; Actinopteri; Syngnathiformes; Syngnathidae
Exons: 3
Coding region: 1-1929 (642 amino acids)
Source: RefSeq, a predicted model, not a curated record